AUGGCGCCACCACAGAUCAAACAGGACUUGAAUCGUUCUGGUUGGGAAACGACCGACUUCCCCUCCAGCUGCGAAAACUGCCUCCCCGACAAUCCUUAUGUCCAGAUGUUGAAGGAAGAACAUGGCGCCGAAUGCAAAAUCUGCACCAGACCUUUCACUGUCUUUCGAUGGAAAGCCGAUCGAACCGCUCGAACCAAACGGACCAAUAUAUGCCUCACCUGCGCUCGUCUGAAAAACUGCUGUCAAUGCUGCAUGCUUGAUUUAUCGUUCGGUCUACCUAUCACUGUUCGAGAUGCUGCCUUGAAAAUGGUCGCACCUGGCCCACAGUCCACGAUCAAUCGAGAAUAUUACGCCCAAGAGCACGAAAAGGAACUCGAGGAGGGUCGUGGUGCCGUGGAGGCAUAUGAGAAGACGGACGAGAAAGCGCGCGAUCUGCUGAGAAGGCUAGCAAACAGUGAACCCUACUACAAAAAACAACGACGUUUAGAGGCAGAAAACCCCGAGCAGUCGAAUGAGCAGAAGCAGGUUACAGCUGGUCCAGGCCCAGUCAGGACAUCUGAUUCGAGAAGAGGUGGAAACUCACAACGUGGUUCCCGUGCAGGUCCUGGUGGUGCCAGAGCAGUACCAGGAACUGCAAGACCACCACAACCAGAAGACUAUCUACCUCCGGUCGAUCCCAACAUCACCUCCCUUUUCGUCACCGGCGUUGAAGACGAUCUUCCUGAACAUGCCCUUCGGACCUUCUUCACUCCAUUUGGCCAGAUUCGAUCCUUGGUCUGUUCUCACAGAGCACAUUGCGCAUUUGUCAAUUACGCCACAAGAGAAGGAGCAGAGGCUGCCGCAGCCCACUGUCAAGGAAAAGCUGUUAUACAAGGAUGUCCCCUGCGUGUCCGAUGGGGCAAGCCCAAGCCCCUCGACAAUGCCGAUCGUGAUCAACGCAUGGAGUGGGCUCGAGAAGGUAGACAGACAGCUACUGCUGUCAAGAAUGCCCCAGGUGGAAGAGCGGGCAUUACAGCUGGUGCUGCGGCCCAGAUAGAGGGAACUGGAGAUGAAGACAGUGCCAGCACCAUUGUAGCACCUCCGCCGGGGCAGGGAGAUGUCACCUAUGCCAGUCUGGCUGGGGAUUGA
Exophiala bonariae is the source of this 1128-nucleotide messenger RNA. RefSeq names its product Pre-mRNA-splicing factor slt11 (gene SLT11). The transcript has a single exon. NCBI's taxonomy places the organism in Eukaryota, Fungi, Ascomycota, Eurotiomycetes, Chaetothyriales, Herpotrichiellaceae. The coding region runs from base 1 to 1128 and encodes 375 amino acids. Gene Ontology annotation, molecular function: pre-mRNA binding; U6 snRNA binding. The record is from RefSeq and is a predicted model, not a curated record. Gene Ontology annotation, cellular component: U2-type catalytic step 2 spliceosome; Prp19 complex; U2-type catalytic step 1 spliceosome.